Messenger RNA from Erinaceus europaeus (western European hedgehog), 8918 nucleotides. RefSeq names its product SEC16 homolog A, endoplasmic reticulum export factor (gene SEC16A). The transcript is spliced from 31 exons. Gene Ontology annotation, biological process: Golgi organization; COPII vesicle coat assembly; autophagy. Bases 209 to 7288 code for a protein of 2359 amino acids. The record is from RefSeq and is a predicted model, not a curated record. Lineage: Eukaryota; Metazoa; Chordata; Mammalia; Eulipotyphla; Erinaceidae. Gene Ontology annotation, cellular component: endoplasmic reticulum exit site; ER to Golgi transport vesicle membrane.
GGCUGCUAUGGCAGCCGCCUCUGCGCUUGUUGCCACUGCUCGGCAGGUUUUUACAUGCGGCUCCUGAGAGGCCGGCGCCCAGGAUCACCGAGAAUCCGGACGGAGCUGGCGCCGGCCUCGGCCGCCCUGAGGCUUGCGGUUCAAAUUAAGGAAAACCAAUAUCCUGCUUCUUACUGUAAGCAACAUCUAAUUGUACAAGAGAGCAAUCAUGCAGCCACCACCCCAGGCAGUCCCAUCAGGCCUCGUUGGGCCACCUCCAGCUGGGAAUCCUCAGAGCAUGUUCUGGUCUAACAGCCCAUAUAGGAGACAGGUGAACAAUAGUGCGCCGGCGGCUCCCAUAACUAGCCCGUUGCAGCCAGUCACGGAUCCAUUUGCAUUUAGUAGGCAGACACGCCAAAACACAUCACUGGGCACUUCAUCUAAAAGCAGCCCACCCAUCCUUCAAGGUGCUGCUCCACCAGCAUUUCUUCAGCGCUCUGGUCAGCCUUUGCCUCACACAAAUGUCAGGGACAGUUCCCAAGGACCCUGCGAGCCUCCACCCAGACUUCUGACACAGCCCAGACCUGAUCCCAGUCCAUUGCCCAAUGUGUUGGCCCCUUCGUCCCCUGCUGGGCCGGAGAUGAAUAGGAGUGCCGAAGUUGCUCCUGGUUCAGAACCUGAAGUUCAGGCUCCAUUGUAUCCUCCUCAGUACAUUCCAGGAGCCAUUCCGGAUGGUUCCAUGGGGGGUCAUUUGCAUGGGACCGUGCCUGAGCCCAACAGACCCCUGAGCAGGCAGAACCCACAUGACAGUGCUGCAGUACCUGCAGCAUCCCCAUUCUUCCCUCAGACUCUCCAGCAAGUGCCAGGCCAGUGGGGGCCAGUGCAGGGAGGCCCGCCACCCUCAAGCCAGCCAUACUGGCCCUACUCAGAAGGACCUGUUCCGAACAUGGGGCCCCAAGCUUCCACUGUUUCCCACUCACCUGCCCUGUCCAGUUCAUGUCAGGGGUCUGGUCAGGAACACCACAGCCAGUUGGUGUCUCUGUCAGGGCCCUUAGCCGGUGACAGAAGAAACGAGGGGGUUUGCCUGCAAAGUGGAAACCACUUGGUGAAUCACUUUGAUACUGAAAAUGCUUUCAGGCAAAAUCCCAGAGUUGGAAGUAGUCCAACAAACCAGGAGUUGAGGCUGAAUCCAGGAAUGAAUAAAGAGCAGUUGCCAGCUUUUGUCAAUCCCCCUGCUCAGGGAAAUAGCUUAGAAAGCCAUCUGCAUGCUCCUCCAGGGGCUAAGGCCAGCAGAACUCUGCCAGAGGUAGACUCAGGAGCUAUCUCCAUGUUUUUCCAAGGCGGAGAGACAGAAAAUGAGGAGAACCUCUCAUCUGAAAAAACUGGCUCUGCUGGUCCAUCUGACCUUGAUAGUCUCUCCACCAACCUUGGACUUGGCCAUCCUUCUGCGCAUGCUGGUGGCCUGUAUCAGGCCUUUCUCAAAAGCCCCAGCAGUGAGACCAUGCAGCAGGGAGGAGACAUGCAGCCUUAUUUUUCACAGUCUGCAGGCAUCCACCAUGAGAAACAAACCACUAAAAGUGCUACUAUGGAUCUGUGGGGUGGUGGGGCAAGUGUGGGAGCUUCUGACGCCAGCGGCCCACAAUAUGAGAAUGUGGAGAACUUAGACUUUGUUCAAAAUCAAGAAGUCCUGCCAAGUGAGCCCCUCAGUUUGGACCCCUCUCUGAGUGAUCAGCUUAGAUAUGUGUCCCAGCCUGGGUCAGUUGUCACCAAGCAUAGUGUGGGGCAUGCUGGAGGUGGGGCCCUGAAUACUGAGGCCCCAGAUGCAGCGCUGUACCCCAUACGAUCUGAUAGUGUAUCAUCCAGUUAUAGCAGCAAGAGCCACAGGAGUCUUUCAGGGAUAGCUAGACCCCAGGACUUAACUGGUACGUUCAUUCAGCAAGAAGUUGGAAAACCUGAAAAUGAGGCUUCAGGGAGUUUUUUCAAGCAAAUUGAUUCAUCUCCUAUAGGAGGUGAGAUAGAUGGGACCACUAUAAGCCAGAAUUACCAGAGAAACCUGCCCCAACCUACAACCCCAAGCCCCCCAAAACCUGUGGGGAUAUUUCAGACAAGUGCAAAUAGUUCUUUUGAACCAGUGAAAUCCCAUUUAAUUGGGGUAAAACCAGUGGAGGCCGAUCGUGCCAAUGUGGUGGGUGAGGUGAGAGGCACCCAUGCUCACCAGAAGCAGCAUAGACCAGCUGCUGCACCACCUGAUGCCUCUCCUGGCAACAUGGAGCAGCCCCCAGACAACAUGGAGACCCUCUUCACACCCCAGGUCUGCCCUCUGCCUCUGACCUCUCCUGUGGAGCCCACUCACAGACCUCAGCACAUUGGGGGGCCACCCUUGGAAACUAUGCUCCCAACACCUGAAAAAAGGCCCUCAACCAGAGUUCAUGGAGUCAUGAAGUGUGAGAGCCCAGCAACAACUCUGUGGGCUCAGAAUGAACUGCCAGAUUUCGGGGGAAACGUCAUCUUAGCUCCAGCUGCUCCCGUACUUCAUGUCCCUGCAAAACUUCAAUCGUCUGAAGUGAUUCAACCUCCAGAUGAGAGUGUCUCCAGCCAGCAGUCCCAGCAGCCGGACCCUGUCCCCCCUCUGCAAAGCGGGGACAGCAGUGGUGCUUCUGAGAAUCUUGAGAACCCCCCCAAGAUGGGAGAGGAAGACGCCCUUCUAUCACAGGCAAGUUCUGGCUAUGCCAGUCUUUUAUCUUCACCACCCACUGAAUCUUUGCAAAAUCAACCGGUCUUGAUUGCCCAGCCUGAUCAAAGCUAUAAUCUGGCUCAGCCUAUCAAUUUCUCUGUAUCUUUACCUAAUCCUAAUGAGAAGAGUCAGUCCUGGAGAGAUGCUUUGGUGGGGGAGAAAUCUACAAUAAGCAGCCAAACACCUGGGGGUGAUUUUGGAGAAAAUGCUUUUUUGUCUGGGAUUCCAACUGGCUCUCUCAUUUGCUCGCCUUUGCCUAACAGUCUUGUCCAAAGUAAUUUCCCACAAGUUUCUGCUUUUUCUGAAAUGGGUUCUAAUCAGCCUGCCAGCCUACUUGCUCAACCACCAUCUCAUCCGGCUCCAAAGAACUUGCUCCCGGAAGGUCAAAAGAUUCAUAACAUAGAGAAUUUUCUCCCCGAGUUGGCUACUAGCCCCACUGGAGGCACAGGUGUGAUGUUAGCACAUCCCAUAAACAAUACCUCCAUACCUAAUAGCAAUAUGGCAAAUCUCUCUAGUAACCAGGAAGAAACUUUGGAAGCCCUAGACUUUACAUUAAGUAGGACUUUGGAAAGCUCUGUAAGAAUAUGUAGCCCAUCCCAUUCCGACGGCCCAGCAUCUUAUCAGCAAACCAUGGCCAACUUUCCCAGACAGUCUGAGCCCGGGCCACAUAACCCAGACCAUUUCUACCAACAGGUGAUGAAAGAUGCUCAGGACCAAAGUGGCCUAGAAAGAACCCAGCAGGAGCCAGUACGACCUCCCUCACAGGGACCCAAAGCAACAUUUACAGACACUUCCACUUCUGGAAGUCCGCUAGCUCAAGGACAGUUCCAGAAUUCAGCCCAGCCACCUACAAAUCCAGCUUCAGUUGACACAGACCAACAGCCACUGCCUCGACCACCUCGCUCCUCCAGUGCUUCAGUCUUGUCCACCAGCUCCGGCCAUGCAGCUGUGCGGUCAGACCAACAGUGGCCACAGUCACCCCCUCCAGAGUACUACUAUUACAGAUCUAUGUACGAUGGCUACCAGUCCCAGUAUCCCUCACUGUACCCACCUGAUGCGAACACAAGCUCCCUCUAUUACCAGGAUGUUUACGGCCUGUACGACCCUCGAUACCGGGGCUAUGAUAGCACAGCCUCUACCUAUGCUGAGAAUUACCGUCACCCAGAGCCUGAGCGGCCCAGCUCCCGGGCAAGUCACUGCUCAGACCGGCCACAUACCAGGCGAGAAUAUCCUGAAAGUUACUAUAACUCAAAAAGUGGAUGGAGCAGUCACAGCGACUACUAUGCAAACUAUUACCCUGGCCAGUAUGACUAUGGAGAUGCGGGCCACUGGGAUCGGUACCACUACAGUGCUAGAUUCAGGGACCCCCGCCACUAUGACCAGAGGUAUUGGUAUGAUACUGAAUAUGAUCCGUAUAGGAAAGAGAACUACUCUUAUGGUGACAGGCAUGACAAGUAUGAUGACCACUGGAGGUACGACCCUCGAGUCACCAGGAGUUUUGAUGAAGACCCUGAGCCCCGCAGGGACCCCUACGGGGAAGAGACAGACAGGCGCAGCGUGCACAGCGAGCACUCGGCACAGAGCCUGCGCAGCGUGGCCAGCCUGCACAGCCACCGCAGCAGCUUUAGCUCCCAGUCACACCAGAGUCAGAUUUAUAGGAGUCACAACGUGGCAACCAGUGCCUAUGAAGGCCCACCUCCACCAGGCUCCUUCCACGGUGAUUACCCCUACAGCUCCUAUGGUGGCGGCAACUUCAGCAGUGCCCAGGACUUCACCGAAUAUGGUUACCCUCCCGAUACCAGCUGGCCCACUGUGGAGCAGGUUCCAUCAAGACCAAUUACUCCUGAGAAGUUCUCUGUGCCUCACGUCUGUGCCCGCUUUGGUACUGGGGGUCAUCUCAUUAAAGUAAUUCCAAAUCUGCCUUCUGAAGGACAGCCUGCAUUGGUUGAAAUUCAUAGCAUGGAGACCCUGUUGCAGCACACACCAGAGCAAGAGGAGAUGAGGUCAUUCCCAGGUCCACUGGGCAAAGAUGAUACCCAUAAAGUGGAUGUUAUUAAUUUUGCACAGAACAAAGCCACAAAGUGUUUACAGAAUGAAAACUUAAUUGACAAAGAAUCUGCAAGUCUUCUUUGGAAUUUUAUUGUUCUGUUAUGCAGACAGAAUGGGACUGUAGUGGGAACAGACAUUGCAGAACUCUUGCUACGAGACCACAAAACAGUGUGGCUUCCUGGGAAGUCACCCAAUGAGGCCAACUUGAUUGAUUUUACUAACGAGGCUGUAGAGCAAGUGGAAGAGGAGGAGUCCGGAGAGGCCCAGCUCUCCUUUCUCACUGACAGCCUGACAGCUGCCACUAGCACACUUGAGAAAGAGAUUGAGAGGUUCAGAGAGCUUCUGCUGUAUGGCCGCAAGAAGGAUGCAUUAGAGUCUGCAAUGAAAAAUGCCUUAUGGGGCCAUGCUUUGUUACUUGCAAGUAAGAUGGACAGCCGGACGCAUGCCAGAGUCAUGACCAGGUUUGCCAACAGCCUUCCAAUCAACGACCCUUUGCAGACUGUCUACCAGCUGAUGUCAGGGCGGAUGCCUGCUGCAUCCACGUGUUGUGGAGAUGAGAAGUGGGGAGACUGGAGGCCACAUCUUGCUAUGGUUUUGUCCAACCUGAGCAACAACAUGGAUGUGGAGUCCAGAACAAUGGUCACUAUGGGUGAUACCCUAGCUUCAAAAGGGCUCUUAGAUGCAGCACACUUCUGCUACCUCAUGGCCCAGGUUGGAUUUGGGGUAUAUACAAAGAAAACCACAAAACUUGUCUUAAUUGGCUCAAACCACAGCCUGCCAUUUUUAAAGUUUGCAUCCAAUGAAGCUAUUCAGAGGACAGAAGCCUAUGAAUAUGCUCAGUCCCUCGGGGCACAGACCUGCUGCUUACCCAGUUUCCAGGUGUUCAAGUUCAUCUAUUCCUGUCGCCUGGCUGAAAUGGGGCUUGCCACACAAGCCUUUCACUACUGUGAGGUCAUUGCCAAGAGCAUCCUGAUCCAGCCCCACCAGUACUCUGCAGUCCUAAUUACUCAGCUGGUUCAGGUUGCUUCCCAGUUACGACUCUUUGAUCCUCAGCUGAAAGAGAAGCCAGAGGAGGAGGCCUUUCAGGAGCCCAGCUGGUUGGUCCAGCUGCAGCACGUAGCGAAGCAGAUCAAGGAGGGCAGUGUGGUGUGGACUCAGGAUUCAGCCUUCCCCCAGCAGUGCCCCAGCACGCCGAGCUCUGAGGUAGGGCAGUGUGACAGCCAGGAAUUGGCUCAGCCAGUGGGCCUGGGCACUGACAACCCUCUGCUGGCACCACCUAUGCCAGGCUCUGAGCACUUCAACCAGAGCGUGCGGCUGCUGCCUUCAGCCCCUCAGAUGCUGCCCAGUGGCCAUCCAGCCAACCCCACUGGGAUGCCAGUGUUCCCCGUAUUGCUUCCCUCAGGCCCUGUGGAGCCAGGCCCUAUCAGUGCACCCCAGGGGUCUGCACUUAGCUUUCCAGAGACCUCUGGGCCCAACCUUGCAGCUUUGUACCCAGGGCCUGGUCUACCACCUGGCACCUCAUCUCUCCCAGAGACCAGAAGCCUAGAGCCAGGAAUGAUGCCACAGGAAGUGCCUGAUAGGAAACCACUUUCGGAGCUGAGAGAAGGGAAUUUCAGUGGAAACUUUGCUAAUCUGGGGCCCUCUGGGAUGCCACAGGAUUCUGAACAAGCCUCGAUGUGGGAGCCGCCUCUUCCUGCUCCAACACCCACCCCUGAAGUAAAGAGACCUGGACAGGCCUCAAAAAAAGAGACCAAGGAGCCUAAGAAGAGCAGUGAAUCCUGGUUCUUCUCCCGCUGGCUGUCUGGAAAGAAAAGGACAGAAGCUUAUUUGCCAGAUGACAAGAACAAAUCAAUUGUCUGGGAUGAAAAGAAGAACCGAUGGGUGGACAUGAAUGAGCCAGAAGAGGAGAAAAAGGCUCCACCCCCACCUCCAGCAACACUUCCCAAAGCUCCCCAAGCUGUGGCUCCCGGUCCUGGAGGGCCUCUCAGGCCCAGCGUGAACAUGUUCUCUAGAAAAGCAGCUGGAAAUAGGGCACGUUACGUGGACAUUUUAAACCCUGGUGGGACCCAGCGCAACGAACCAACUCUUGCUCCUGCUGACUUUUUUGCUCCACUUGCCCCUCUCCCAAUCCCAGCUCAUCUGAUGGGACCAAACUCAGAAACAGAAGUUCCAUCUACAGCGGGAGCCAUUAGGGAAGGCCAGGCACCACCUGGAAGCCCAGAGUCUGCCUCAGAAGCCAAGCAGGUUUUAAGUUCUGCAGCAUCACUGCAUGGCUCAGAACUCCCGCCCUCCAGAGUGGAUGGCUCCCAGGGAGGAGAGCUUUCGCGCUGUAGUUCAAUGAGUUCCUUAUCACGUGAAGUAAGCCAGCAUUUUAACCAGGCUCCCAGCGACCCUCCUGCUGUAGGGCCCCCCCCUGGGGGAGCAGUGCCCUUCUACAACCCUGCACAGUUUGUACCAACCUCUGCCACCUCAGGAAAUUCAAGGGCGGGGAGAAUUGGCCAGAGAAAAUACCCUGCAUUGAGCUAGAAAAGUCUCCGUUCUGGAUUAGCAUUUGGAAACUACCAAGAACUCCGAUGAUUUCCCUGUGUGGCUGCUUCUGUUCCUGCUGGUCACAGCAGUAUUUCACAACAGCCAUGCUUUUGAUUUUCCUCCUCACCACCUUUCUUUCAGAAGUAUUGCCAACAUUAAUUCCACCAAGCCUAUGAUGCUGAACAGUGAAUCUGGCUCUGAUUCUUUUAUAUAGAAGGCAUAGCAUUCUUGGUUAGUUAAGAAGGUUACAUUAAAUGAGGUUGGAAACAUCUUUGCUAUCCAUAGGGGAGAGAUGUUCUUCAUUAACAAUGGCAUCUCAAAAAUGAACUGGGAAGUACUGCCGGAUUAACCCCAAGAUGUUGGAAGAGAAAAUUGGACCUCUGACUCAGGAGAGAAAACACCAGUGUCCACUCGAGCAAAGUUGGCACAGUCCUGCCAGUGUUGUUUCUGAACCUGAAAGACUAACCCAUAGGUGUGAUGGACCUAGCCAACAUCUUAAAGGAAAGGUAGCAUUAACUUAGCAGUAAUUCACUUGGGUUUUAAGGCCCCAAUUACUGGGGUGUAUUUCUCUCCUAUAGCAAAGACAUUUCCAGAUUCUCUUAAUUUUCUGUGGCCUCAUUAGGAUUACAAGGGAUUUCAAACAACCAAAAUAAUUGACUGGCCUUGCCAGUCACCCUGUGGGUGGUGACUCAGUUCCUGAGCAAGAGCCACCCCAGAACUUGUGUUCUGACUGCGGUAGCUCCAGAUUAAUUAACUACUGUUAAAACUGUCAUUCAUUCAGUAUGGGUUUGUUUUUAUGUGAGCUGGCCCAAUUACACUCACAGAGAAACUGAAUUGUCUGCACUCUGUAAGACAGCCUGUGCUGUACUUGCUCAUGGGUAGUUUUCACAGUGUAAUCUAGUUGGUGUUAUUUAAGGAGUUGGUGUUAUUUAAGGAGUUGGUGUUAUUUAAGGAGUUGGUAACAUCUUGAGGUUGGGGUGGGGGAGUGACUAAAUUAUUCCUUGACAAAAUUAUUGGAAAUCUAGAAUCUGAUAUUUUUUCCCUAUUUUUUUUUCCACACAUGCAAGGCUCUUCAGUCGUUAAUAUGUUGGCUUUCAGCCAUAUUAAACUGUAAACUCUAUUGGACUCAAACUUUUAAGGCUUCAUUGACUGUUCUUAACUCUACAUUCUUGUUAAAUCUAAAGAGACCGAAAAAAAGUUUAAAUAUAAAAAAAAACGUAGGAAAUAAUUUCUGUAGGUUCUGCUGAGGAACAUAGUUUGCUUGGUGUUUUAAAUCUCAGUGUAGAAAUUGUGUAAAUGUGGAAUCAGCACAGGUCCUUUGCAUUUUUCUUGCUCACUUGAUCUAGGAAAGAUCCACAGAAUGUUUCACAGACAAGUAUGAUGGGAUCCAUUUGUUCUUGUCCUUUUGAGAAAGGCUGGGCCUUGUGACGGGCAGGCUCUGUGUCCCUUGGUCAGCACUGGUCUGGCUCCGGGACCUAAGACCUGACCUCAGGCUCCUGUGUGUGACUACCAGCACCUUUUGAUUUAAGAGGCUGCUUCUGAGGUAGGAGCUGCUAUUUUUCCUAAAUGCAAAUUGUUACACUGCAAAUUGUUAAAUAAACUAUUUUGCGCUCUCAAAAGCACUUUA